GGUGAAAAUCCCCCGUGGCCGCGGGAGCGGCGGCGGCGGCGGCGCGGCCCCGCGGCCCGGCCCGGCCCGCAGCAUGGCCAAGCACCACCGCACGCCGGCGCGCUCCGCCGAGCCCGUCAUCGAGGUCAAGAGCAAGUUCGACGCUGAAUUUCGCCGCUUUGCCAUGAAGCGCUCCGGUGCGGGCAGCUUCCAGGACUUCUACCGCCUGCUGCAGUCGGUGCACCAGAUCCCACGGGUGGACGUGCUCCUGGGCUACACGGACAUCCACGGCGACCUCCUGCCCAUCAACAACGACGACAACUACCAGAAAGCCCUGUCCUCUGCCAACCCCCUCCUCAGGGUCAUCAUCCAGAAGAAGGCAGAGUCUGACGCCGGCGUCUUCGCCUCCAACUCCUUGCAGCGGAAGAAGAAGGGGCUGCUGCGCCCCGCGCACUACCGGGCCAAGCCUCACCUCCUCAUCGGCAUGCCCCAGGAUUUCCGCCAGAUCUCCUCCAUCAUCGACGUGGACAUCCUGCCCGAGACCCACCGCCGCGUGCGGCUCCACAAGCACGGCUCCGACAAGCCGCUGGGAUUCUACAUCCGCGACGGCGUCAGCGUGCGCGUGGCCCCGCAGGGUGUCGAGAAGGUGCCCGGCAUCUUCAUCUCCCGCCUGGUGAAGGGCGGCUUGGCCGAGAGCACGGGGCUGCUGGCGGUGAGCGACGAGAUCCUGGAGGUCAACGGCAUCGACGUGGCCGGCAAGUCCCUGGACCAGGUGACGGACAUGAUGGUGGCCAACAGCCACAACCUCAUCAUCACCGUCAAGCCGGCCAACCAGCGCAACAACGUCAUUCGCAGCAGCAAGGCCUCGGGCAGCUCGGGCAUGUCCACGGACAGCACCCCCAGCCAGCAGACCCCCAGCCCGGCCUCGCAGUACCUGAGCAACUACAGCACGGCCGAGAGCGACGAGGAGGGCGACUUGGUCAUCGAGAGCGACAGCGCACCCCACUACAUCCCCGGGGGCUGCCCCAACGGGGGCCCCGUGGACGGACCCCUCCGGCGGAGCCUGUCCCCGCACAGCUCGCGGGGCUCCCUGCAGUCCCUCGGCAGCCACGACGGCAGCCCCAGCCGGGGCAGCGGGCGAGAGGACGGCACCCUCAUCACCCUAUAGCCACGGGGUCCCACGCCGCCCUUGCCGGCCUUCUGCAUGGCCAGGCUGGUCACGGGCGCUGGGGCGAUGAGAGGGCCAGCGGGCAGGGCCAGCGCG
Tyto alba (common barn owl) is the source of this 1243-nucleotide messenger RNA. RefSeq names its product par-6 family cell polarity regulator alpha (gene PARD6A). Gene Ontology annotation, biological process: regulation of cellular localization; centrosome cycle; establishment or maintenance of cell polarity. NCBI's taxonomy places the organism in Eukaryota, Metazoa, Chordata, Aves, Strigiformes, Tytonidae. Gene Ontology annotation, cellular component: cell cortex; nucleus; apical plasma membrane. Bases 74 to 1147 code for a protein of 357 amino acids. The transcript is spliced from 3 exons. The record is from RefSeq and is a predicted model, not a curated record. Gene Ontology annotation, molecular function: protein kinase C binding.